GCUCCCAGCCUAAGUUUGCAGACUCCGCACAGCAAGUUUCAGGACGCCCUCACCACCUUAAGCUCACCAUGUCUCUCCUCCACAUUGUUUUCACCUUGCUCUUGUACAUGCGCAUCCCAGCAGGUUCUGCUGCGACGGAUACCAUUUUGGCUGGCCAAGCACUUUCUGUCCACGACAAGCUCGUCUCCAAGAAUGGCAGGUACGCGCUUGGCUUCUUCAAACCAAACAGUAGCAAAUCAUCUCAGGACACUACCAACUGGUACCUCGGCAUAUGGUUCAAUACAGUUCCCAAAUUUACUUCAGCAUGGGUUGCAAAUAGGGAUAAACCGGUCAAUAACACCACCUCACUAGAGCUCACAAUCUCCCAGGAUGGGAACCUUGUCAUCUUUAACCGGUCCACCAAGUCCAUAAUCUGGUCUACACAAGCAAACAUCACAACAAAUAGUACCACCGCUGUGUUGUUGAGUAAUGGAAAUCUUAUCCUCACAAACUCUUCAAAUUCAUCAGAGGUUCUAUGGCAGAGCUUUGAUCACCCCACAGAUACAUUUUUCCCCGGGGCGAAGCUUGGAUGGGACAAGGUCACCGGCCUGAAUCGCCAUUUUAUUUCUUGGAAAAACUCGAUUGACCCAGCUGCCGGUGGUUACCGCUAUGAGUUAGACCCCGGUAUUGGUGUCAACCAGUUAUUGCUUGUGGCAUUGAACUCAUCCACGCCAUAUUGGUCCAGCGGUACAUGGAAUGGAAAAUACUUUUCCCCAAUUCCAGAGAUGACAGGCCGCCAUGCUAUUAGUGCAAAGUUUGUUGACAAUGAGCACGAGAAGUACUUCACAUACAAUUUACUAGAGGAAUAUAUGGACCCAAAUAUGCUUACUCGUCAUGUAAUUGACAUCUCAGGUCAAAUAAAGACAUUCACUUGGGUGAAGGGCUCACAGGACUGGGUACUGAUGAAUGCCCAACCAAAAGCUCAAUGUGAUGUCUAUGCAGUUUGUGGACCUUUCACAAUUUGCACUGACAAUGAUUUUCCACAUUGCAUUUGUAUGGUGGGCUUCACCAUAACAUCCCCCAAGAACUGGGAGCUAGAAGACCGAGCAGAUGGGUGCUCGAGAAAUACUCAACUAGACAACUGCAUUAGGAACGCAAGCACAAAGCAUAUGACAGACAAGUUCUACUGUGAGCCAUGUGUUAGGCUGCCCCAGAAUGCCCGAGAAGUCGAACCUACUAAAAGCUCGGGUGAGUGCGCACAAAUUUGCCUGAAUAAUUGCUCUUGCACUGCGUACUCCUUUGGUGACAGUGGAUGUUCCAUGUGGCAUAAUGAAUUGCUCAACAUAAGACAACUAGAAUGCAGUGACUCAACCAAUUCAAAUGGAGAAACUCUUUGCCUUCGUCUUUCUGCUAAAGAUGUACAAAGUUUGAAAUACAACAGAAGGGGGAUUGCUAUUGGAGUUGUAACGGGUACAUCCAUUUGUGCUCUAGGCAUAUUUGCACUCAUACUGUUACUAAUGAUUUGGACAAACAAAAAGAACAACUCUGGUCUCAUACUGAAUGGUUCUACAGGUUGUAAUGGAAUCAUUGCAUUUAGAUACAAAGAUCUACAGCGAGCAACAAAAAAAUUCACAGAUAAGUUGGGGGCAGGUAGUUUUGGUUCUGUAUUCAAGGGGUUUAUUAGUGACUCAAAUGCCAUAGCAGUUAAGAGGCUUGAUGGUGUUUAUCAAGGAGAGAAGCAAUUCAGAGCUGAAGUGAGCUCAAUUGGAGCUAUCCAGCACAUCAAUUUAGUUAAGCUUGUUGGUUUCUGUUGCGAGGAUGCUAAGAGGCUGCUUGUUUAUGAAUACAUGUCAAAUCGCUCUCUUGAUGUCCAUCUAUUUCGAAGCAAUUCUACAGUGUUAAAUUGGGCUGCUAGGUAUCAGAUAGCCCUGGGAGUUGCAAGAGGGUUAGCCUACUUGCAUGACAGCUGUCGAGACUACAUCAUACACUGUGAUAUCAAACCAGAAAACAUACUUCUUGAUGCUUCAUUCCUUCCAAAAAUUGCAGACUUUGGGAUGGCAAAGCUUUUAGGAAGGGAUUUUAGCCGAGUAUUGACAACGAUGAGAGGGACUGUAGGGUACCUUGCACCUGAAUGGCUUACUGGUGUUGCUAUUACACCAAAAGUUGAUGUUUAUAGCUACGGGAUGGUGGUGCUGGAAAUUAUUUCUGGAAGGAGAAACACAUGUGGACCAUUUUCUAGCAAUGGCGGCAACAUUGAUGUUUAUUUCCCUGUGCAUGCUGCACAUAAGCUUCUUGAAGGAGACGUGGGGAGUUUGGUAGAUCACAUGUUACAUGGUGAUGUCAAUCUGGAUGAGGCUGAACUGGCUUGCAAGGUUGCAUGUUGGUGCAUCCAAGAUCAUGAGCUUGAUCGACCAACAAUGGCAGAGGUAGUUCAGAUUCUCGAAGGGAUAGUUGAGGUCAGGAUGGCCCCAAUACCAAGACUGCUCCAAGCAAUGGCUGGAAGCUCGCGUUCAACCUGCUCCUAAUGUUUGUGCUUCUUGGGAAACUAGCUGGCUGAGCGUCUGCAUGUUAUAUUAUACUGUAUGUGUACACCUAAGACUAUAGCUGUAUUUAUUAUACAAAUGUAAUGCUUCUGAUUGAAGGAAUAGUUGUACUUUGUAUGAAGUAUUAAAUUUGUAACAGUCUCAAUCUACCCUCAAUGCAUCAUUAUAAUCAGGAGUUA
Molecule: messenger RNA, 2701 nt
Organism: Lolium rigidum
Lineage: Eukaryota; Viridiplantae; Streptophyta; Magnoliopsida; Poales; Poaceae
Product: G-type lectin S-receptor-like serine/threonine-protein kinase At2g19130
Exons: 1
Coding region: 69-2504 (811 amino acids)
Biological process (GO): recognition of pollen; protein phosphorylation
Molecular function (GO): protein serine/threonine kinase activity; ATP binding
Source: RefSeq, a predicted model, not a curated record